AUGGCGUGUCCCCUGGAGCAGGCACUGGCCGUGAUGGUCACCACCUUCCACAAGUACUCGGGUAAGGAAGGGGACAAGUACAAGCUCAGCAAGCAGGAGCUCAAGGAGCUGCUCAACAAGGAGCUGCCUGUCUUUGGGAGCAAGCAAAUGGAUGAUGCUGAGUUCAAGCGGCUCAUGAACGACCUGGACCACGACAAGGACAGCGAGGUGGACUUCAAGGAGUACGUCUGCUUCCUGGCCUGCAUCACCAUGGGCUUCAACGAGUUCUUCAGGGACUCCCCCACCAAGCAGCUCCGCAAGAAGUGA
Molecule: messenger RNA, 306 nt
Organism: Nestor notabilis (Kea)
Lineage: Eukaryota; Metazoa; Chordata; Aves; Psittaciformes; Psittacidae
Product: protein S100-A4-like
Exons: 2
Coding region: 1-306 (101 amino acids)
Cellular component (GO): cytoplasm
Molecular function (GO): calcium ion binding
Source: RefSeq, a predicted model, not a curated record